Molecule: messenger RNA, 2673 nt
Organism: Chaetura pelagica (chimney swift)
Lineage: Eukaryota; Metazoa; Chordata; Aves; Apodiformes; Apodidae
Gene: ARHGAP20
Product: Rho GTPase activating protein 20
Exons: 14
Coding region: 1-2673 (890 amino acids)
Biological process (GO): regulation of Rho protein signal transduction; signal transduction
Molecular function (GO): GTPase activator activity
Source: RefSeq, a predicted model, not a curated record
AUGAAGAGUUUGGCCCAAAGACGCCAGUCUGCACCAUCUUUGAUCUUUGUCAAAGCACUUCACAGAUCUCGAUCAGUCUCAAGGGAAGGCUGCUUCUCCCCCAUCAGCCCAGAGGCAUGUCCCCUCGUGCAGUCUUUCAUCUGCCAUGACCGCACAUUCAUCCUGGACGGCCACGUGCAGCUGAAGACGGGUCUGCAAACCCAGGAGCGACACCUGUUCCUCUUCACAGACCUCCUGGUUGUUGCCAAGUCCAAGUCACACUCUCAUUUCAAACUGAAGUGCCAAGCACGUCUCUGUGAGAUGUGGACAGCAUUUUGUACAGAAGAAGUCUGUGAAGGCAGCACAGACCCAGAGAGGUCCUUUGUCUUGGGCUGGCCCACCACAAACUGCGUGGCAAAUUUCAGGUCUGCAGAACAAAAGGAAACAUGGCUGUCUUUUUUGCAAAGUCGAAUAAGAGAAGAGAAGGAAAAAGACUAUCCUAAGAGCAUUCCUCUGAAGAUAAUUGCAAAGGAUGUGGGAACUUGUGCAUAUUCAAAAACCCUAAGUGUAACCAAUGUUGAUACAGCAAAUGAUGUCAUUCUCAUGGCCCUGCAGCAGCUGGGAAUUAAUGGCUCUGAAAAAGACUACAAGCUGUGGGUAAUUUCAGGAAGAGAAGAUGCUCCUUACCCUCUUAUUGGACACGAAUAUCCCUUCGGCAUUAAAAUGAGCCACAUUCGCGACGCGAUGCCCCAUGGAUCAAAGCCCUGUGCCUGCCCCAGGCAGCUUCAGGGGACCUUCUUGACGGAGCAGCUGCCCCAGGAGCUGCAGUGCCAGUUUGUGCUGAAGCCCAGCCGGCUGGAGCUGGGCCAGCAGCUCAGCGACUUAAGCCAAAAGUCAUUUAAAAGGAAAAGAUCUAUCAUCAAUUGGGCCUUUUGGCGUGGCCCAGGCACUCACUUGGACAACACAACCCUCUCCUCAGCAUCUGCAACUCCUGGGAAGCUCUUUGGCCUCUUGCUAACAGCCAUCUGUGAGGAUGACAACCUACCCAAACCCCUCUUGGACAUGCUUUACCUUCUUUACCAAGAGGGCCCUUCCACUGAGGGUAUUUUCAGACGUUCUGGAAGUGCAAAAACCUGCAAAGAGCUCAAGGAGAAGCUUGAUUCAGGUGUUGAAGUGGAUCUAACCUGUGAAUCCAUAUUUGUGACCGCAUCUUUAUUUAAGGAUUUUCUUCGCAACAUCCCAGGCAGCAUUUUGUCAUCCCAGCUCUGUGAUAAGUGGGUCUCUGUGAUGGAUCAAGGAAAUAAUGAAGAGAAGAUAAAAAGCAUCCAAAGGUUGAUAGAGCAGCUCCCCAGAGCUAAUGUUGUUCUCUUACGUUACCUCUUUGGAGUGCUGCACGGCAUCGAAACGCGCUCUGAAGAGAACCAGAUGAAUGCAUUUAACCUGGCUGUCUGCAUUGCACCCAGCCUGCUCUGGCCUCCUGCUUCCUCCAGCCCUGAUAUAGAAAGUGAAUUCACAAAAAAGAUUUCUAGUCUGGUACAGUUCCUUACUGAGAAUUGCUGCAGGAUUUUUGGAGAGGAAAUUACCUCCCUCUUUGGAGAAAUACUCAUGACAUGCAAGAGAGAGAACGGCUCAGAUGCUGCAUCUCUCCAUCUGAAUGACUCUUCCUAUGACAGCCUGGAGAAUGAGGUGAACGAUGAAGCUGACUCCUCUUCCAGUGACUGGAUUAAGAACCGAGACCAGGACAACCGGAGCAGGGAGUCUGUCUUCACUCUGAGUGACGUGGAUUCGGAGCAGACAGAGGUGGAUGAAAUCCAAAGUAAAACCAAAUCCAAACAGCUGGCGGUUUCUGUCGACGUGCACUGUAAGUUUUCAUCACAAGAGAACUCGAAGAAUGAGUCUCUCUGCUCCAAUGCACUGGGCUUCUCUUCAGCAGCUACCUCAGGUGCUCUCAAAACCUUGAGAAGACACAGGCGCUCCUCAGAGCCUGCAAUUGGCCUCCUGGUGCCCAGCUUUGCCCACGCGGGUGACAGUCACGAGAAGGCGACACGCAAAGCCAGCUGUGACGUUGUCCUGUCUCACGAAGAUGAAGACUAUCUCUGUCAGCUUCGGUCAUUGCAGGUGGAGGGGCAAAAGCUCAUCAAUCAGAGCUUGAUUAUAGGGAUUAAUGUUGGUAAAAGUGACAACACUAACCAAAACAUUGAAAAGAAGGACUUUUCCCAUUGCCUCCUGCCUCCAACGCUGGAGGGAUUAAAUAUUUGCUCAGGAUUUAGCUCUUCUAGCCUGUCUUCUCCUGGGACGUCUCCAUCUGUGUCAUCGAUGAGCUCUCUGGACAGUGCUUUCUCUCAGUUUUCAGACCAAUCUGUGUUUACCCCAACUGAAACCUCCUCCCCUUUCGAUAGCACUUUUCAGUCGCUAAAGAAACAUGAAGACGCUGCCCCUGAAGUGGCUGAUGACUAUUUGGUUACACCCACCAAGGUGCCACCAUCUCCACAACCUCCUAACGCUUUGGCUGACGGGGGCUUGCUGGAGCCCAGCAAGAGGCCCACACCCCUGAAGCCUACUGAUGGAGUCGAUGGCUAUUUGAUUAAUCCUGAUAUUCAGCCAUUACCUCUGAAAGUCACAGGAAGAGACAGACUUUAUGACCCGAGAUCAAAGAGGAGGUCUCGAAUAGCAUUACAGCAAUCCAGAGUUUGA